GAGGAGAGUGAGUGCAUCAGUCUGAGGAAGAAAAAUCGCUGUGCCCCAGUCCGGCUGCGUGCCCUCUGCCUAUUGGUUUUUCAUCGAUUUUGCCGACUGUGCGGCAAAGGGAAAACAGAUUUUGCAGCAUUCUCUGAGGUUGCGCACAUCGCCAACAACAACAACCAGAGCCAGAGCCAGAGCAAAGCAGCAACUUCGGCAGCAAACGAAUCAAAUCAAUUAUUUGGUUGCUUUGCCAAGAAGGAGAAGCGUCAGCAAGAGGAGCGUGAAGAGCAGCAGAAGGAACAGUCGCAGCCAGCAGCCAGAGAAAGUUCCCACUCGGGCAGCUACAACGUGCAGCAGCAGCAGAAGCGUUUGUCCUGCGUGAGCCUAGCAGGAGGACAUCCAGCGAUCUACCGGCAACAGGACGAGGAAUUCCAUCCCAGAAAGGAGCAGGCUGCACCAAAGAGAGACAGUUUUGUGGUGUGCAAGCAACCUCAAGCGAGAGCCAGGCAUCCGCAGCAGCGUUCGCAGAGCCAACCGGCGAUAUCACAGCAGCCCCGCAGACGUCCAGGAACACCGCCACCGCACGCCGCCGGCACAGCCAAGAGCAUGACCUCCAUACCCGCCACCCUGUCCAGCAACAAUGUGGCCGCCGCUGGAGCGGCCAAUGUGCCCGAGAAGCAGCCGUGGCCCAACUCCAAGGAUGACUACGAGCUGCGCGACGUCAUCGGUGUGGGUGCAACGGCGGUGGUGCAUGGCGCCUACUGCAUACCGCGCAACGAGAAGUGCGCCAUCAAGCGCAUCAAUCUGGAGAAGUGGAACACGUCGAUGGACGAGCUGCUCAAGGAGAUCCAGGCGAUGUCGUCGUGCAAUCACGAGAAUGUCGUCACCUAUCACACAUCGUUCGUGGUGCGCGAGGAGCUGUGGCUGGUGCUGCGCCUGCUCGAGGGCGGCUCGCUGCUGGACAUCAUCAAGCACAAGAUGCGAACGUCCAACUGCAAGCAGGGCGUCUUCGAUGAGGCCACCAUUGCCACGGUGCUGAAGGAGGUGCUCAAGGGUCUCGAGUACUUCCACUCCAACGGUCAGAUUCAUCGCGACAUCAAGGCGGGCAACAUCCUCAUCGGCGACGAUGGCACCAUCCAAAUUGCAGACUUUGGUGUGAGCGCCUGGCUGGCCACGGGCAGGGAUCUGUCGCGCCAGAAGGUGCGUCACACUUUCGUGGGCACACCCUGCUGGAUGGCCCCGGAGGUGAUGGAGCAGGAUCAUGGCUAUGAUUUCAAGGCGGACAUUUGGUCGUUUGGCAUUACGGCCAUUGAGAUGGCCACCGGAACGGCGCCGUAUCACAAGUAUCCGCCGAUGAAGGUGCUCAUGCUGACGCUGCAGAACGAUCCGCCCACAUUGGACACGGGCGCCGAUGAUAAGGAUCAGUACAAGGCCUAUGGCAAGACAUUCCGCAAGAUGAUCGUCGAGUGCCUCCAGAAGGAGCCCUCGAAACGGCCCACUGCCAGCGAGCUGCUGAAGCAUGCGUUCUUCAAGAAGGCCAAGGAUCGCAAGUACCUCACCCAGACACUGCUCCAGUCCGGUCCCAGCAUGGAGACGCGCGUCCACAAGGCGGCCAAGCGGCAGCCGGGUGCCUCCGGACGCCUGCAUCGCACCGUCACCGGUGAGUGGGUGUGGUCCAGCGAGGAGGAGGACAAUGGCGGCUCAAGCGGCGGACGCAAGCAUCCCUCCUCGGACUCUGAUUCGGAGGAUCGACCGAUGAAUCGGUUGGAGCGUGCCGACUCCUCAGACAGCGAUCGAGAGGAUCCCUCGCCCGAGAUUACGCACAGCGUCUCCUCGACGACUGUGACGCCAGGAACGGGACAGAAUGCUGCCGCUGCAGCCGCCACAGCAGCUGCCGCCGCCGCCGCCGCCAGCACUCAGGAGGUAACCGCCGGCGUGGCCCAGAUGCCCCUGCCCAGUGAAGAGCGGGUGGGCGAGGAGGCACCGCCAGUCAAUCUGGUGCUGCGCAUGCGCAAUCUACGCCGCGAGCUGCACGACAUACGCUUCGAGUUUAUGGUGGGCAAGGACACGGCCGAGGGCAUUGCCACGGAGCUGGUGGAUGCCGGCCUGGUGGACGCACUGGACACACAGCCAAUGGCCCAGCACUUGGACCAGCUGAUAGCACAGUGUGCGACCAUGAAGACGAUCACGUUCCAGCUGAGUUCGGGCGUCCAGCCCGGCGAGGUGCCCGACGAGCGUUCGCUGGUGGGCUAUGCGCAGAUAUCCAUCACAGACUAGAACGAGGAUGGGCUGUCCGGCGGCCCAGUGCCUUAAAUGCAGCUCUAAACCUAACAGCUCUCCCUCACACACACACACACACACAAUCCUCGCCACAAGCACCACCACUACCCGCCCCCUUAGGCCAGUGGGCUGCAAGCAGGAGUGGAAAGGAACCGGAAACGGAAAUGGAAACGGAAUGUUGCCGUUUUGCUGCUUUUAGCACUAGACUAGAACUAACUGUAAAUGCUAGUGAUAGAUGUUAAUGAGAGCCGAUCGUUUUACUAUAGAAAUUUAUCAAUGUAUCGUAUAUGCCCCGCCCCCCCACAGCCCCGCUCCCCUCUCUCUUCUAUAUGUAUAUCUAAUGCGCAUUGUAAUUACUCCAUGUGUAGCCUAUCCAACUCUCUGCUAUAAUUCAAGAACCGUGUACUUAUUCGUUUUCGUUUCGUUCGUUUUUAAGUAGCGCGCUCCCCCAACCCCCGCUCUCCACCGCUCUGUAUAUAAAUCUGUUUUCGAUUAGCCCCACCCCCCAAAGCACGACCCUGCCCACCCAUCCACCAACUAAGGCGCCUCUAAUUUAUUCUCUAGCAAUCGUAAACUUUAAUUUUUAAAGCCUAGCGCCUAAGUCUUUUGUUUUUUUGUUUUUACUCUUUGCCCCCCAACAAUAUUUUAGGCCCGUUACUCUCGUACUCUAUGCUACGAAUUCUGCAAGCUGUCUGCCCCACUACCCUUUAGUUGUUAAGCCUGCAACGAGAUGCAACAUUAAAGUGUAAGAGAAACAACCAGUAAGGGCGCCCCUGGAGGAGCAAACAAAACCAACCCAACACAGGCACGGUACAGUUGUGUCUGCCUAGCCUUAGUUUUUACUUUAUAUAAUUCAAGCUCUGUAACUACGAUGAAGUAAUACCGUAAAGUAAUUUUAGAACACUGAUGAAUAUUAUUUAAAAAGAAAAUCACACAAAAAAAAA
This is a messenger RNA of Drosophila subobscura, 3209 nucleotides long. Its product is annotated as E3 ubiquitin-protein ligase RNF181 homolog. The coding region runs from base 592 to 2262 and encodes 556 amino acids. The transcript has 3 exons. NCBI's taxonomy places the organism in Eukaryota, Metazoa, Arthropoda, Insecta, Diptera, Drosophilidae. The record is from RefSeq and is a predicted model, not a curated record. Gene Ontology annotation, biological process: protein phosphorylation. Gene Ontology annotation, molecular function: ATP binding; protein serine/threonine kinase activity; protein serine/threonine kinase activator activity.